Messenger RNA from Sorex araneus (European shrew), 5048 nucleotides. It is a transcript of the gene SNX27, whose product is annotated as sorting nexin 27. The record is from RefSeq and is a predicted model, not a curated record. Gene Ontology annotation, molecular function: protein binding; phosphatidylinositol-3-phosphate binding. Gene Ontology annotation, cellular component: early endosome. Gene Ontology annotation, biological process: intracellular protein transport; signal transduction. The transcript is spliced from 12 exons. NCBI's taxonomy places the organism in Eukaryota, Metazoa, Chordata, Mammalia, Eulipotyphla, Soricidae. Bases 19 to 1635 code for a protein of 538 amino acids.
GACUCGUUUGCUCGCAAGAUGGCGGACGAGGACGGGGAAGGGCUUCACCCCGCGGCCCCGCACCGGAACGGCGGCGGCGGCGGGGGCUCCGGGCUCCACUGCGCCGGCAACGGCGGCGGCGGCGGCGGCCCGCGGGUCGUGCGCAUCGUCAAGUCCGAGUCCGGCUACGGCUUCAACGUGCGGGGCCAAGUGAGCGAGGGCGGGCAGCUGCGGAGCAUCAACGGGGAGCUGUACGCGCCGCUGCAGCAUGUGAGCGCCGUGCUGCCCGGGGGGGCGGCCGAUCGGGCCGGGGUGCGCAAGGGGGACCGCAUUCUGGAGGUGAACGGCGUGAAUGUUGAGGGGGCGACCCACAAGCAGGUGGUGGACCUGAUCCGCGCAGGCGAGAAGGAGUUGAUCUUGACAGUGUUGUCGGUGCCUCCUCACGAGGCAGAUAACCUAGAUCCUGGAGACGACUCCCUGGGACAGUCAUUCUAUGACUACACAGAAAAGCAAGCAGUGCCCAUAUCGGUCCCCACAUACAAACAUGUGGAGCAGAAUGGUGAGAAGUUCGUGGUGUACAACGUUUACAUGGCAGGCAGGCAGCUGUGUUCUAAGCGGUACCGGGAGUUUGCUAUCCUGCACCAGAACCUGAAGAGAGAGUUCGCUAACUUCACAUUUCCCCGGCUGCCAGGGAAGUGGCCAUUCUCUUUAUCAGAACAGCAGUUAGAUGCCCGGCGUCGGGGGUUGGAAGAAUAUCUAGAAAAAGUGUGUUCAAUCCGAGUUAUUGGUGAGAGCGACAUCAUGCAAGAAUUCCUGUCGGAAUCAGAUGAGAACUACAAUGGAGUGUCCGACGUUGAGCUGAGAGUAGCAUUACCGGAUGGAACAACAGUUACAGUUAGGGUUAAGAAGAACAGUACUACAGACCAAGUCUAUCAGGCCAUUGCAGCAAAGGUUGGCAUGGACAGUACAACAGUGAAUUACUUCGCCUUAUUUGAAGUGAUCAAUCAUUCCUUUGUACGUAAGCUAGCACCUAACGAAUUCCCUCAUAAACUCUACGUCCAGAAUUACACAUCAGCUGUGCCAGGCACCUGCCUGACCAUUCGAAAAUGGCUUUUUACCACAGAAGAAGAAAUCCUCUUAAAUGACAAUGACCUUGCAGUUACCUAUUUCUUUCAUCAGGCUGUUGAUGAUGUGAAAAAAGGUUACAUCAAAGCUGAGGAAAAAUCCUACCAACUCCAGAAACUCUAUGAGCAAAGGAAAAUGGUCAUGUACCUCAACAUGCUGAGGACUUGUGAGGGCUACAACGAGAUCACCUUCCCUCACUGCGCCUGCGACUCCAGGCGGAAGGGCCACGUCGUCACCGCCAUCAGCAUCAUGCACUUUAAGCUCCAUGCUUGCACGGAGGAGGGCCAGCUGGAGAACCAGGUCAUCGCGUUUGCGUGGGACGAGAUGCAGCGGUGGGACACUGACGAGGAGGGAAUGGCCUUCUGCUUUGAAUACGCACGUGGAGAGAAGAAGCCUCGAUGGGUGAAAAUCUUCACACCAUAUUUCAAUUACAUGCACGAGUGCUUUGAGAGGGUGUUCUGCGAGCUCAAGUGGAGAAAAGAGAACAUUUUCCAGAUGGCGCGGUCACAGCAGAGGGACGUGGCCACCUAGCCUCUCUUCCCUCCCUCCUCUUCACCGUCAUCCUCACCCUGCGUUGCCCAUGUCAGACAGAGUAACCAUUAACAUAAAAGAAGAGAAAAAGGAAAAAAAAACAAGGCAUUUUAUUCAAAAAGUCCUAAACUAAAUAUUAUUAAUAAUCCCUCCGAAUAUCAUGUCGCUGGAAUCGGGCUGGUAGAAAACAAGAUUGGUCAGCACCUGGGGCCAACUGAGUCACAGCAGGAGAGGAAAGCCCACCAGCUCGCCAGAGGUAUCUGCCCUCCGGGCCUCGUACCGGCAGACUCUCCUUGUACUAUAUUUUUAAAACUGGAACUAUGAACUCCAUCCAUUUGCACUGUUGAGACAUAUAUAUGUAUGUAUGUAAAAAUUAUAUAUACACAAAUUAGCUGCACGUAUAUACAUAUAUAUAUAUUUCUUUUUAAAUUUCAUAUUGAUGGCAGUACCUUUUUUAGCUUGUGUUUUUACACACCUUUCACUAGAAUUCAUGACUUCUCUCUUGCUCUCUUUAUUUUGAAACAAACUUUAAAAAGGAAAAAAAAAUAUUUUACAGGGAAAAUACCUCUCCUCAUGAAGGACUCGAAAAGUUUACAACCUGCUCGGUUUUUUUUUUCCCUUCCUUUUUGUACUGAGCAAAGAUUCUGGCUCACGGUCGCCACGGAGUCUGAGGAGUGAGAAGCUCGUUUCUUUGUCUCCCGAGAGACUGCUGGGCAGGAGGAAGCAUUUCUCGUGGCAGCCAGAGUCUGAGGACUAGGUGUGGCCCUUGGUCCCGAGACCAUUUCCUUGCCCCAUCUCUCCUUCCAGCCAUGGCUCUCCGCCUCACCUUCAGCUCCUGAUGAUCCCUGGAGUGUGACCGAGGAAGGGUGGGCUGGGAGGGUGCUGCCUAUGGCAAUUCUGAGACACGUCACAGUCGUCAUUUCCCGCCUCCCUGUCUGUGGAAGCAGGGUGGUGCACUUGGGGCCAGAGUGCACGUGGGGGCCUUUCCGGCUCGGGGUUGGCCGUGGCGGGGAGAGAGCUGGUCUCUGUGUAUAAACCUUGCCCUGCUCCGUCCUGACCUAUUGCGUGUUCUGCGGCUUCCUUGACCAGUGUCGGAGAGAGAAUGACAAUGUCCCUAGGCCUCAGGAAAUCUUGGCAUGGGCCAGGGUCUGUACCAGCCACAGCGGCUACAAAGCUUGGCCCAUCCGAGCCCACCAAGGAUCCAGGAGAGAAAGCACAGUGGGGAUGUGGUGGACUGGGGCCGGGUCUCACUUUGACUUACACGAAUCUGAGCGACUCUUCUGUUCUUCAAAGAAUUUCUCAUCUGACCUUGCAGUUAGACCUGGCGGGACCCAAGAGCUACUCCCUGGGCUCUGUCCACGUGGCCCGCUGUCUCAUGCCAGGUUCUGAUGCAGCCAAAACCCAGCUCUGAGCCUUCGCGUCCUUGUUUCUUCUCCAGAAGCUCUCCAGAGAGGGCAUUUCUGCUUUGUGGCCGGGGCAGACCAUGUCUGCGCCACAAGCAGCGGGGGGUUCAGAGUUUCCUCUUUCGAAUCUUGUUCUUGUGGAUCAUUACAGGGGCAUAUAUCCUCUCUCUCUCUCUCUCUCUCUCUCUCCCCCCCCUCCUCUCUCCUGUUCUUCUCACCUUCUCUCUUCCUCUCCAUCCCCUCUCUCUCUGUCUCUCUCGCGCGCGCAGUCUCUCACAUACUUUCUUCUCUUCCCCCCCUCAUCCCUCCCUCCUCUCUCCUCUCUCCUCUCUCCUCCCUCCUCUGUGUCUGUCUCUCUCCUGCUUACCGGUGCCUCUGGAAGGCCAUCCUUUUUCCCUACCCCUCUUGGAAACCAGGAGAAAUCCACGAGCCAGACGCAGGUUGCGGAGGACAUGAGGCUUCGGGAAUGGUUCCUGAUGUGAAGCUUUGACACAGGUCAGCUUUUGGCUUAAAUGAACUUGAUCAUGAGUCAAAGGCCCCUAGAAAGGAGACAUGUUAGUUUGCCACUCCACUAUGCAAGAGGCCUUUGGCGGCAGCUUUUAAAAGUGGGCAAGUAGCUACCGUCUGCCCCACCCCCUCCUAGAGAGGAUGAACAAGUCCUGGAGUGGCUGCAGCUGGCCAGAUGCUGGCCCGUGAGGGGCCCUUUGGGAGAGGCCUGGCAGCAGGUGUUCCAGUUCCUCUCUGGAAUAGGCUUUGCUGGGCCUGCAGAACCAGCCUCUGCUCUGGGCGGGGCCCCUGAGAGGCAGGAGUGAGCCGGGGGCCAGUAAGGCCGCCUCCUCCUGCCAUGGCCCUGGGGCGCCAUGGGCCCCGUGGGGCUCUGUGGGUUCAAACUUUUCUUUGCAUGAAGCCGUGUUAGUGUUUGGCUCCUUCCCGCUUGCUGCAUCUCGUCCCUCCAGUCCCGGUUCUGCCCAGUCAUCUCUGGGAAAUGGGCGCCCUCCUCUGCUCCCCCACACAGCUAGCCAGUUCCAGCCCACCCCCAGCUGCGCUGCUCUGUCCUCCUCGGUCAACGCUCAGAGUUCUUGUGACCCAGGAGGAAGUGCUGGCUCUGAGUGAUGGCCCCGCGGCCUCUGCUCUUUCACUUUGCAUUCUGCGCUUGCUCUUUCCUGCCCUCCCCGGGCCCUGCACUGACCAGCGCAUGGGCAUGUCUACGCAGAACUGAGCUCUGGCAGAAUCUGGCAAAUGUCAGCAAUGUGCCCGCUGGCCUUUCGGUGACCCAAGCCAGCAGCCAUGCAGGACGCAGGCAGGCAGUGACCUGCUCUCUCAUUUGCAGCGUCUGCACUUAGGAGCCUGGCUCCUGUGUGCCCUUCUUUUAAAGGGGUCUCUACCCUACCUGGCUGGAAGUCUCCAGCCCUGGGAGACACUGCCCUCUUUUUCCGAACCAACACAGUGCCAGGUUCCUCCUCCAGCCUGUGUGUCCUCUGAGCUUCCUUUGAGAAGCUGGACAGGACUGGAGGACACUCGGGGCAGAGGUGUGGCUGUGCUGCACCGGGCCCCCCUCAGCCGACUCCGCCUCCCGCCUUCCUCCUUCCUCUUCGACCCCUGGCACAGCCCCCCAGGCUGCCCGCCGUGACGCUAAGGGCCCUGGGUAGAGCAGAAUGCAGGAGGGGAGUGAUCUGUGGGGAAAAGGGCGCUGGCCAGCUGCAGAUACCUGGACAUUCCUUCCAUCCCGUGACCCUGUUUAAAGUGGUGAGCUGGGCAUCAGCUUUCCCCAGGCCAUGCAUACUUUUAAUUUAUUUGAGAGAAACUCGACUUGUAUUUUCACUGCAGUAUCUUGUAUUUUUUAUUUGUGAUUUAAGAAAUGUGAAGAGAAAAUACACAGACACAUGAUGGCUAACAGUGUUUCUUUUAUUCUUGUUCUAGAGCUAACCACUCUAAAUUGUUUGGUAAUGUCACUUAGUGUAAUUAAUUGUAACAUAUUCUUUUAAAUAAAUUGAUUUAUUGAUGAAACUA